UGCAGAUUCGUGCAACUUAUAAUUUGAAUCAAGCAAUGGAGAAAAAGACGAGAAAUGUGGAAGUUUUUUCAUUACUGAUUCUCAUCUUACAUGCGGUAGUCUCUUUCAGCUCAAGAAGCGUGAAUUUAAAAACAGCUAACCCAGCCAGCAGACAAACCAACAGCCACACUGUCGGAAUGCAAAAUCCAACAUCAGCAUUUCGUACAUAUAUGUUAGGUGUAAUAAGCACAUUUCCCAUAGCUAAACAAUGCACCGUUCUCACUGCAAUACUCAAAGAUUCUGGGAAAGACCCUUCAAGUUUUAUUCAGAAAAUUCUGGCAACAACUUUUCAUCGACAUUUGCCGUGUUUUGCGAUCACAAAAUUCUCGGAAACGCCCGCAAGUACUACAGAGCUACGAACAUCCACCGAAUUUUAUAUUUCGAGACUAUUUGACGCCCUUCCCUUAGCAUUUCAAUGUAAAGUUGUUGCUGAUGUAACUCUCACGUCCCGCGGGAACGUCACGCAAGACGAUCUUCAUUCGGAAAUGAUAGAAGUUGCUUCAGAACUCAGCCAGGCUCUCGGAAUUGUUCGCUUCGUAGAAAAUGUACAAAACUAAUGACGAAAAAAGUGGUCACGAAUGCUUAUGUGGAAAUUGGCGUUCGUCUACGCAAGAAAAUGCCUCUUGAUGCUUGGACUGAACGAUUUCGAAAAAUUUUGCCAAAAAUUUAUCUCACUCACGUUUCCAGAAAAGGCAAAAUUGCAGAGUUUGUCAGCGGUUGGAAAACCAACAAGAGAGGCGCAAAAAUACCUAUACUUUCUCCAAAUCAAUUUGUUGUCAAGAUCUUAGACCAUCCAAUCGUGGGGGGUAAUGUUGCCAUGGUUUCAUUCUCAUUUUACUCCAGAACUAAGUCUGGUUAUUAUCAAGUUAUUGAUGGUGAUGAAAUUGCAGCGUCGCUUGCUGGACUGGACCCAUCGGUUUUGGACAGUUACAUCCAGGCAGAGGUGAUUGGAUGGCGGACUCAUGGCGAACGAAACAAUGGGAUGUUUGAAAGCGUGCGCAUGAGUAAGUCAAAGGGAAGCAAGUCGGAGAUUUUACGUCUGCAGAUGUCAUUUCCUAAGUAUCUUGUGCGUUAUUUUAAAUCGUUGAAAACGGAAGGACGAUGUUAUGUACUAUUACAAAUUAGCACACACAUUAACAGGGAGUUAUUAUUAAUUGAAAAACAAUAUCAUAACAUGGGUAUUUUACCUAAGAAGUAUUUCUGCUCUUCUCCGUCGAAGCAUGACCAACGCCCAAAAAACAGGAGACCUAAUGCUCUCACCACCGUUUGGCAAUUUUGGAUGAAUUUAUUCGGAAACCAAAACUUUCAAAUAUAACUCCAAAGCCUGCUAGAAAUACUACUGUAAUUCACACUACAAGACCAUUGAAUACAAUGGAAAUUGUUCUGUUUGUGCUACUGGGAUUUCUGUGUCUUCUCAUCAUGGUCUUCAUUGCCAACUGUGUUGUAUUUACAUUCAAAACAAAACAGCUGUCCGUUUAUUCAUCCAAACAUGAUGAAACGAAAUAUGUUUUUGGUGUGGAAGGUCCAAAUGAAAUUGACUCUACUUCAUCUGAGUCCGAGAUAACGGCAAAAAGUUUAUGCGAUACUCCAGGGUUUGGCAAGAAAUCAAAAUUAGCAAUGAAGAAUAGAUUGUUGAGUGAAACAAGCGAUGUCACCACAUGGAGUGAGACCACAAUGCUUACUGAAAUCGAACAUGAACGAGUCAGUGCAGUUUGAUUGACUUUUUGAAAACCGUGUUCCUGUUGUUGUUUCUAAAAAACUCAAAAACUCAUUAAUCGACUAUAGGCCAAAAGAAGUCAUGAGAACUGGUGUUAAACAAUCAUUCCUAGUCAAGUGUUUUCUUUCGUCCAGCUUUUCGAUUAUUUCUAUAUUCACUGACUGAAAAUGCGAAAGAUUACUAAGAACCACCUAAGAACUGAACUAUUACAGUACGCACAUGAAAAUAGGCUACCCUUCUGAUUUUAGUCCAUUUUAUGACAAAAGUUUCCCUGAGUGAUUAAGCUACAUGAUAGUCACAUGGCAUACACAAAAAGUUAUAUUUAUUGCAAAUAUUAGUUGUGAAUUAAAUAAAACUAUUGAAUUAUUGUUGAAAA
Messenger RNA from Xenia sp. Carnegie-2017, 2132 nucleotides. RefSeq lists its product as uncharacterized. The transcript is spliced from 4 exons. The coding region runs from base 36 to 596 and encodes 186 amino acids. The record is from RefSeq and is a predicted model, not a curated record. Lineage: Eukaryota; Metazoa; Cnidaria; Anthozoa; Malacalcyonacea; Xeniidae.